AGCCACUACGAGCUCUAACGAGCGCAGCACGGCAGCAACGCUAGUUUCGUCGGUGAAACGGACAGGUGCGCGUCGUUGGAGGGAGCGUUUACUAAAGACUCGUCCUCACGAGGAAGGCAAGCUCCCGGUGAUGGGGUUGCAGUCGGGUUCCCGCACAUUGGACAUCGGUUGCCGUCAGAGACGCUUAGUCAUCGCUCGCCCCGUCGCCACGACACCCAAGAUGCUCACUUGGAGCUGCCUGCUGGUGGCCAUGCUGCUCGUCCCGUCGGCCUUCGCCGACGCCAACGAGGCCACUGACGCAGCUUGCCUGGAUGCAGUCAACAUCACCUUCUCACCUCCCCCUCCAGUCAAGUUUGAGUUCGAAGCGUCGCCAUCGUCGGAGGUCGUUAGCAUGAAUCACCUGUACAGCAUCACAAACUACUUCAUCUCACUCGUCAUCGCAAAGCCAGGCGUACCGAAAGUUCUCCUAGAUGAGAAGAUGCUCAAGGACCCCAUUGCCGUGAUUGGGAGAGACCACAAGAUGAUACUCGGAGAGUUCAAGGGCCUGCUCGCUUUGGUUGCGAUUGGCCUCUUCCUGGCGCUGGUGGUGCCCCUUGUCGGCGUCAUCGUGCUGUGUUGCCGUUGCUGCCGGCGGUGCGGCGGCGCCAAGAACGUGGCGGAGAAGAAGGGGGACACCAAGUGGCGCGGCUUCCUGGGACUGUUCCUCUUCUUCGCCGUCGUCGCCAUGUUGUUUGCCAUUGUGUGUGCAUUCGUCACAAACUCUUACAUCCCCGGCGGGAUCGACGGCAUUUCCGUCCAGGCCGAUCACACCAUCAGCGACGUGUCACAGCUGAUCAACAAAACCAAAGGGGAGCUGGAUACCCUUUUGGUGACAAACUACAGAGAGUUCCAAGGGAACCUGGAAAAGAGGCUAGGCACCUGCACGAAGAGUGUUGGGGACGACUUUUCCGGCCUCAUCAGCGGCCCUCCGUUCAGCGACGUCAAGAACAUCACCGAGAACUUGCAGACGAUCGACGCAAAGAUGGGUACCAUCCAGGACUCGGUGAGGAAGCUGAAUGGAAUCAUUCAGCAAAUGGGUCAGACAGUUCCCGAGAUCAAGCGGAAGCUGCAGAGCGCUGCGGACGAGUGCAAUAAAGACGGAUCCUCUCAGGGUUGCGGCGACAUCUCCAAGGCGGCCGAACAGGUCUUCGAGAUCAAGGAGGUGGACCUCACGGAAUUCAACAAGUUGAAGAAAUCCGUCGAGGACCUUAAACCGGACGAACUCGCCAAGCAAGUUUCUCAGGCCCUUGACCCCACUGCAAGGAAAGAGGCUUUUCUCAGAGAUGUCGGCGAGAAAGUCGAAGCCCUCAAGAGAAAGCUCACCGACACCGGAGCGAAGUUGACCGACAUCAGCGCCAAAAUUGAUCCAACCGCACACCUGACUCCGUCGAUGUUCAACCGCGAGGCGUCGGGGGUCCGCAACACGAUCGCCACUGCAAAACCCUACGUGGCCUACUACAACUACGCCACGUUGGCCAUCGCAGCCGUCCUAGCGUUCGUCCUCCUCGCCUAUGUGCUGGGCCUCACGUGGGGCGGCUGCGGAUCGCGCGACGGGUCGUGCAGCCGCGGCUCCGGCGGAUCCUGGCUCUCCGCCGGCGGAACCAUCUUCAUCCUCGCCUUCUUCAUCCCGAUGCUCGUGUCGACGGUGCUCUUCGCCGUCGGGAUCGUCGGACAGCGGUCGACGUGCGACCUCGCGCUCGACCUCGGAUCUCCGGAGGCGGAGUCGUUGAUCCGGUUCGCGUACGAGCGCGCACUUCCGGAGAAGGACGGGCCAAAGCACAGCGGAGUCGAGUACGUCAACGCGGACGUCGUGGUCGGCGUCGUGCGGAGGUUCGCGGAGUGCCACGACACUCCGCGCGGGCUCUACGGCCUGCUCGGAGAGGAGUUGGUGGCGAACGUGACGCGGUCCGCGACGAAGAACGGAGGCGGGGGCGGAGAAAUCUCGUUCGAGCUGCUGUUGGACGACGGGAAGAGACUGGACUUCGACGCGGAGACGAAGGCCUUCAUGGACGAGGUGCGGAAGCUGGACUUCCGGGACGUCGUCUCGAAGGAGCUGGACGCGAAGCUCGCGGACGUCGAGAAGAUUGACCUCGAGGCGGUGCUGAACAAGAUCGUGGACUACAAGGCAAAGCUUGACAAAAGCGUCGUCCCAUCUGGCAGCAUUCCAAGCAUGAAAGAGAGACUGGAAAAAAUGAAGACUGGCAAGUCAACAACUGUGGCAGGCAUGUUGGACGACGUCAUUCGACAGCUUGACAGGAUCAAGGACAACAUUGCUGAAAUUGAAGAUUCCAAACCAAACUUAAAAGAUGCCCUGACCUCUCUGGAAACCCUUCUCAGAAUGGAUGGAAAGCCAUUCAAUGUGUUCGCCAAAGAGAAGAUCGACCAGAUCAAGACGACACUGGAUGAGAUCACGCUCAACGUCACGAACAAGGCCGAGUUGUACAAGGACAAGUUUGUGGAGUUUGCGAACGUCUACGUCAAUCACACCAGGGGUCAGGUGAAGGAGCACGUCGGGGAUUGUAGGCCUGCGUACGCCGUGUACCAGGCGUCCGUCAAUGCCGUCUGCAGCAAUGUUCUGCUGCCUUUCAAUGGAUACUGGUUCAGCGUCGGGGCAUUCAUGGUCAUCGGCGUGCCGGCACUCAUCCUGGCGCUGUGCCUGGCGUCGCUGUACCACAGGGUGGAUCCCUCGUUGGCCAUCCUCGAGUCCCUGAGCCGUGGAGAUUCGGACCACGUCUCGGGCGGUAGCUACAUGGACAGCGACACCAUCCCGCUUGCACGGCUUUCGAAACAUCCGGGACAUAACGGAGUGCGGGUUUAUCCAGUCAACAACCCAGAUUAUAGCAGUCAUCACUGUGGUGUAAACCGCAAGCGGCGUCAGGGCGGUGGCGGCGGCGGUGGCGGCGGAGGUGGCGUCGGCGCGGGCAGGGGAGUCUACGACAACCGCGAUGGCUACCUCCACGACGUCAGCCCUGAGUACCGCGACCACUCCGCGCAUCAGCAGCCCCCGCACCGCACCGUGGCGGGCGUGGCGUCCCCCGGCGUCGCUUACGUCCCGGCCCCGACGUACCAGUACUCGCGGGACCCGGGUCUACCCCUGUACGGGAAAGGGUACCAGCCGAUGCCACCGGCCCUGUCGCAGCGGGUGCCGAGCGGGGAGUGGGACGCGUCGGGACAGUUCGGUGCCAAGCCGCCGCCGUAUUACUACCCCGGAGCGUGAGCAGGAGGGAGCUCGCGCGCACGCCAAGGACGUGAGGACGUUUCGCCGCGUCGUACGGGCACGCGUUCGCAGUGCGGUCUCGUGGCGGACGUCGCAGCGAGACGACCUCGUAGGAUGGCUUUAUUUUUUUAUUUUUUUUGUGUGUGUGUGUGUGUGUGCUCAACAAAAGGGGAAAUUGACUAGCAAAAGGUUGCUUUAUGGGCAUGUGUCAUAUUGAAAGGGGCCUUUUAUAAUGACUUUAUUUUUAUUUAUUUUUUGAGGAGAAGGGAAAUUUACUAGCGUGGGGUGGUCUUUCGGGCAUCUGUCAUAUUGAAACAACUUUUUCCGUUGGCUUUAUUUGUUACAUCUUUUUUUUUUUAGGAAAGGAGAAAUAGAAACCAUAGGCAGGUUAAUAAAAGCAGGAAAAGCUUCUCUCACAAAGCCCUCCAGUUUCCACUUUAUUGGAGGAAACGCUAGAGAGGAAAGACCAGUUACAAGAAUGAAGAGGGAAAGGAAAUUGGCUCAUUGGGCAGGGGAGGAAUCGUGAGUUUUUAGUUUUCAGUAUAGGUGGAGCAAGCUACCGCCCAUUAUAGAAGGUACAGCCGUUAACAUCCAUCCAUCCUUCCAACAGUCGUAGCGAGCGGAGAGCUUUUACGGGAAGAGAUUGUCCUGCUUUUCUUUGCCUGCAACAAACUCAAUCGAAGGGCGAUCUUUUGGGCCUUCGGUUCAUCAUGUUCUUUGGUGCCCAUGGCAGACGAGAUAUCGCGCCUGUAGCUGCGCUAGCAAUCGCAGCAAAAUCGAGCCCUUGUGAGGGAAAGUUCUGCGGCAGGAUCGCUGUAGUAAAGACUGAUGUAGUGAAGGAAGGCUAGAGUAUGCUUGUAAUGCCAGCACAGGCGAGAAUACUGAUGUCAUGGGACCAUUUCCCAGCAUAAGAUUCUACUUUGUCGUUAAAAAUCCGCUUCGAAAGGUCCGGGGAGAGCUUUUCUUUUGUUUUUCACCUCGGUAGUGCUCAGAAUUGUCUUGACGUUUGCAAAGCGCGGGAAAAAUAACAGUUUUUCUCACGUCGUCUCUUGUGGGAAAGGGCAUUAAUGAGAUUCGUAUGUAUAUCUUUACCUUCUCGACUUCCUAGUUUUCCCCUCGAACGGACGGUCGCGCCGCUUCUGAGAACGAACAAAAAUUUGAUCCUCUCUUGCUAAUGUAUAAUCCGCCUAGUCAGGCGUGCAAAGGUUUAUGGGCUUAUCCUGGAGUCUGUAGAAAAAAAAUCCUGCUACCAAUAAUAGUCUAUUUUACCAGCUUCAUGAUCAACACAAUUUCAUAUAUAGUAUGUGUGAGGGUUUGAUGGUGGUGCUCAAACAUCACAUUUCCAGCACGAGAUUGCGUGGCUCACUUUCUGUCAUGUCGUAAGUUUGCAGGUACCCACGGACAUGAGGAAGCGUUCCUGCCAUCAUGUUUGCCAUUUGCUGGCGUGCAUAUAUUUUGAGGAAACAUAGUCGCGAAGCAGGCGGCGUUUUCAUGUGGGCGGCCACCAGACAGCGGCCCCAACGGAAGCUCCUUUUGUGGGACGUUUCCCAGUCCACAUAGUGACUCCAGAUUUCUUUGAACUGCCAAUGCACAGCUCGAUUUCAGAGCGACUGGUGGGUGCUUUACCAGCGGAGCUCGGUGCCUCACAUUGAUUUCCGCACUACUUUCGCGGCCGCUUCCAAAAAUCGUGGACCCGAAGAGGCGUCGAACAACCUUGAAGUCCAGGGGUGUCUGUUUUGUCACAUUGCAGACGACUUUUUUUAUUUCUGCUACAAGCGUGGCCAUGGAACGUCGCAACUCGAAAGCCGUUCUGUACAUUCUGACGCAGCGAGAAUUGUUAAUUGCCGUAGACAAAUGUCUAAGAUCUUCAUUAUUUUUUGUGUUCUUCGUCUACGGCAUCUUCUACCGUACUAUCGUCAGUUCACUUGCGUCUGUGUUAGAGGACGCUCCCAGUUAGAUGUUUCCUCAAAUUCGCUUCGCAGCCAUCUAUGGAACAUAUUGAUUUGCUAAUUUAUGAUUUUAAACACGGUGUCUAGCGGGGCUUGAAUCUGUGUAGUGCAUUGCGGUGAAACAGAUUUUCUUUCUGUAUAAGUUAUGUUCAUGUGUAAUGGAAGGGCAGGUACCCUUGGGCGAAGGGAUGGUAAUGUGUUCUAAAGACUCUGUUUAGUUUGUUCUAGUAUACAUCGGGUUGUGCGUUUUGUCACGGAGCACGCAUUACUGCCACGAAAGCUUUGUGCUCUACCAAUACCCUCAUUGUUCUCCCGGUUCUACAGAACCACCACCAGACAUUUUCUCAGUGGCAUUGAUGCACGUGCGACAGACAGCACCGUGCGUUGCUUCGAAAGACUAGUGUUGCCAACCUAGCGAUUUUCGGAGGUCAACAACGAUUUACUCGAUUUGAACUCACUUUGCCGCCACCGAAGCCGGGCGGAAGCAGUUUUACGCGAACGUUCAGACCUUGGACGUGUGGCGACAAGUGUUUAAGGAGGCUUCUGUUGCUGCCAUCUGUUUCACGCUGUCUGCAGGAUGCGUAACAGUUUCGCGCGUCUCACAUUUGCACGGGUUACCCAGUGUUGGACGUCCGCGCAGUGGAGUGACAUUGGUUGCCAGAUAGAGGGUUUGAACCUUAGCUGGGACCGGGGAUUCCGACAACCGGACUUUGCGGUGCAAUCGGUUUCGGUUUUUUAUUAUUUUUUGGGGGGUGGGGGGGGGGGGGGGAGGGGACCCGUUUCGUGUGAAAUCUGGGUCUCCACAAAGUGCCGAGUUUUCUUGCUGUGCGUGUCAGUGUUUCUUAGUGUUGAUUUUUAUGUGUUUUCUUUUUAAUCUCUUCACCAAAGGUUUCUGUCUGGUGCAAGCUCAUUUAACGUUUCGUGGGCCAGUUUUGCGUUGUGGGUCGGGGGGGAGACCUCGCAAUUUUAACACUCGUUAUGGUAUAGCACUAACGGCCGUGGGUUUCGGGUCGAAGCUUGUUAAACGUCGCCGCAAGGAGAUGUGCACGUUGUAGAGAUGGUGCGCCGCAUUGAAGCGGUUUCUUCGUCGCUCGACACCAUGCUCCGCAUCUCUUCUUAGCGUAGCCUGCGGAAGACGCGCAUGAGUCGAAACGUUGUCCGUUUGGUGUUGUUUAACACCGAGGUUGUAAUUUGUUAGUCACGUAUGUAUCUUACCGUAACUUCAUUGCUCAUUAGUUUUCCUCCCCUGUGUAACCCGCCGUCAAACUGCCCGAGCGUUGAAGCACCCAACGACAAUGCUCGAUGCGCCGUAGUGUAGGAAUGCCGACGGUUCAACGGGCCGAGCACAGGAACAACGUUUACGUGCCAAAAUCUCGUUUGCAAAGUGUUCGAGGUAAAAAGUGCAUCCAACGACUUAGCAACAGAGGCGAUCUAGCGAUUGCAGAGGUUCCAAGGACCCAGAAAAUAAGGUUGCCGCAAUUCCAACCCAGACCAAGUGCCUUUCAACAGAUCUUUAUGACAAGCUAUAUAUGACUAAUAGAGUUGAAAGGAGCUCGUUAUUUUAGUAAUGGCGGGACGGUGACCAUCCGCAGGCAUUUGCCGGGAACGCACAAAAAAGGCCCAGGACCGACUGCUUUAUUUUGGACCAUGUCUCAAUGUGUGUUGGUGGUACCUUUGUUGACAAAGACGGCAGUUACAGUGUUGUAUCCUCCUGUUGCAGCGCUCUUAGUUGUGACUAUCGAGUUCCAAUAGGUUAGUGGGUGUCUAAGCCAGGCACCGUAGCCUGGGAUUUCACGUUUUUAAUGUUUUUCCUUCAAUGCCGGUGGUCUGGCGAGUCUAGUGUGUGUAGCGCUACACCCCAAGUAGUCCUUAAGGUGUACAGCGAGUUCGUUGAUGCCGAAAUGACGCCGAAAUUUAGCGAUGUUCAACGAUCGAGGGAUGCAAAAAAAUGGUGAUACUUCGAUUGAGAAGAAAAAUGUCCUGUUUGGCACAAGCUUGUGGGAAACAUGUUAAUGGUUUCUCGGUUGGUAAACCAAUAAAAGGUUUUCUCGUUGAA
Messenger RNA from Ixodes scapularis (black-legged tick), 7261 nucleotides. RefSeq names its product prominin-1-A. The record is from RefSeq and is a predicted model, not a curated record. Gene Ontology annotation, cellular component: membrane. The coding region runs from base 131 to 3256 and encodes 1041 amino acids. The transcript has 21 exons. NCBI's taxonomy places the organism in Eukaryota, Metazoa, Arthropoda, Arachnida, Ixodida, Ixodidae.